Cajanus cajan (pigeon pea) is the source of this 1265-nucleotide messenger RNA. Its product is annotated as Zinc-binding dehydrogenase family protein. The record is from RefSeq and is a predicted model, not a curated record. Gene Ontology annotation, molecular function: oxidoreductase activity, acting on the CH-CH group of donors, NAD or NADP as acceptor. Lineage: Eukaryota; Viridiplantae; Streptophyta; Magnoliopsida; Fabales; Fabaceae.
AGUGGACGGUAGAUACUUCAUUUCAUAGGGUCAAAAUUUUGAUUCAGUGGCUCUGUCCAUCCGUUCAUUCUUCAACUUCAACUCAACUCAACUACUUUCCAUUGCAUAGUGCAUUUGGAUCCCUUCCGAUGGCACAAGUACUGCAAAACAAGCAGGUUUUAUUCAAAGGCUACAUAGAUGGUGUCCCUAAUGAAACCGAUAUGGAACUCAAGGUUUCAAAAAUUGAGCUCAACCCUCCCCCACAAGGUUCACAAGCUAUUCUCGUCAAGAACCUUUAUCUCUCUUGCGAUCCAUUCAUGCGCGGUCGCAUGCGUGAUUUCCAUGGAUCAUACAUCCCCCCUUUCGUUCCCGGUCAGGCCCUUGAAGGAUUUGGGGUGUCUAAGGUUAUACAUUCUGAUAACCCAAAUUACAAGCCUGGUGAUUUCAUCACCGGCUUCACUGGCUGGGAAGAAUACAGCCUCAUCCGAAGAACAGAGCAGUUGAGAAAAAUUCACCCAGAUGAUGCCAUUCCUCUCUCCUUCCAUGUUGGUCUUCUUGGAAUGCCAGGUUUUACUGCUUAUGCAGGAUUUUAUGAGGUCUGCUCCCCAAGCAAAGGAGAAUAUGUUUUUGUGUCUGCAGCAUCUGGUGCCGUAGGUCAGCUAGUAGGCCAACUUGCUAAGUUGUAUGGUUGCUAUGUAGUUGGAAGUGCUGGGUCGAAGGAAAAGGUUGACCUUCUAAAGAACAAGCUUGGAUUCGAUGAAGCUUUUAAUUACAAGGAAGAAUUAGACUUAAAUGCAACUCUACAAAGGUACUUUCCGCAAGGCAUUGACAUCUACUUUGACAAUGUGGGUGGGGACAUGCUCGAUGCUGCACUCCUUAACAUGAGGGCUCAUGGUAGAAUUGCAGUUUGUGGGGCAGUGUCUCAGCAAAGCCUUUCCAAACCCAAAGGGAUAUACAAUAUAUACAACCUCAUCAUAAAGCACAUCAAAAUGGAGGGUUUUUUGCAAAGUGAUUACUUGCACCUAUACCCUCGCUUUUUGGAAGAGGUUUCAAGUUACUACAAGCAGGGAAAGAUUGUGUAUAUUGAAGACAUGAAUGAAGGCUUGGAAAGUGGUCCAGCUGCUUUCGUUGGGCUUUUCCAUGGCAAGAACGUUGGUAAGCAAGUCAUUCGCGUUGCCCAUGAAUGAUUUUUUCAGUGUUUUACCAGCUGAAACUUUAUAUGUUUUAAACAUAUUCGGUUGAGUUUUAUUGGAUAUACUAGAACUGCAGCAUGGUUUACUUUCUCA